Aspergillus steynii IBT 23096 is the source of this 2502-nucleotide messenger RNA. RefSeq lists its product as uncharacterized. Gene Ontology annotation, molecular function: zinc ion binding; DNA binding; DNA-binding transcription factor activity, RNA polymerase II-specific. The record is from RefSeq and is a predicted model, not a curated record. NCBI's taxonomy places the organism in Eukaryota, Fungi, Ascomycota, Eurotiomycetes, Eurotiales, Aspergillaceae. Gene Ontology annotation, biological process: DNA-templated transcription; regulation of DNA-templated transcription. Bases 1 to 2502 code for a protein of 833 amino acids. The transcript is spliced from 3 exons.
AUGUCGCCCGAGAAAAACACGACUUCGCCCGCAUCCAACCCCUCAUCCGUCCCGAAACUACGCAGCUGCGUCGUCUGUCGCGCCCGAAAAGUCCGAUGCGACAAGCUCUCGCCCUGUUCGAACUGCCGUCGCGCAAAUAUCGCCUGCGUCGUCCCAUCGGCCGAUCGUCCCCCGCGAUGGGCUCGUCGUCUCGAUGUCGCCAGCAAUGCGGCUUCACAUGAGGUCAUGGAGAGGGUGCGAACACUGGAGAACUUGGUCAAGCAGUUGAGGGGGCAGUUGGCAGAGGCGAAUGCUGCGGUCGUUCGGUCGGCGACUGGCGGUUCUGCUGUGAACUCUUCUGGCGGUUCGAUGCACGAUCACCAGGACUUAUCUCACCAGAAAUUGGAGGGCGAUGUUCAUGAUCAGUUCGGUAGACUGGUCCUGCAAGAUCCGGAUCGAAGUCGCUAUGUGAGCAGCGGGUUCUGGUCUCGCGUCAACGACGAGAUAGAUGGAUUGAAGAUAGACAACCGACCCCUUGGGUACGACGACUACGAUACCUCAGAAGACGAGUCUUCGCCAGGGAAAUCCCCGUCCACACAAGAACUCGAUCGCACGCCCUCCGACCGUCAUGCAUUCCUGUUUCGACACAAUAUAAGCCCUUCCACCCCGGACCUUCGCGAAUUCCAUCCUCUACCAUCUCAGAUCCCAUAUUUCCUGGAUGUCUUCUCGGAAAACAUCAAUUCCAUCAUCCGAAUCGUUCACGUUCCAACUGUUGCGAAGAUGAUUCGCGAUCUGCGCGGCAAACCAACAUCCAGCCUGACUCCCUCCAAUGAGGCCCUGAUGUUUGCGAUCUACUAUGCAGCCAUAACCUCCAUGGAGGACGAGGAGGUCACGGCCAAUUUCGGAGUCACCAAGGUCGACCUCAAUCUGAAGUAUCGCCUCGGACUAGAACAUGCUUUGGCCAAGGCAGAUUUCCUCAAUGUUCCCAACAUUGUACUCGUCCAGGCACUGGCCAUCUUUCUCUGCCUCGGUCGCCGUCACGAUAGCCCCCGAUCCGUCUGGAUGAUGACGGGACUCGCCAUCCGAAUGGCCCAGGCCCUUGGGUUGCACCGCGAUGGCGCUCGCUUCAAGCACUUGACGCCUUAUGAAAUCGAGAUGCGACGAAGAGCCUGGUGGGCCCUCUGUCUGAUUGACGUGAGAGCAUCCGAGGACCAGGGGACAGAUUAUACGAUCGCCUACGGCAGCUUCGAUACAAAGCUUCCUCUCAAUAUUAACGACGCCGAUUUUGCGCCGGAGACCGUCGAGAUGCCGCCGGCGCGCGAGGGUCUUACGGACAUGACCCUCCCACUUGUAUCGUACGAAACCUGCAACCUCACGAAAGAGAUGAUGACUCGCAGCGUCAAAGACGGUGCAUCAAGCAUGGAAGAACAGGGCCGGCUGCUCGGCGAGAUCUAUGAGAAGCUGGAUCGAGGAUACCUGCAAUACUCCGUGGAGUCGGACAAUAUUGGCUACUGGACGGCGAUUUUGAUCACUCGACUCGUCAUGGCGAAGAUGACUCUUCUGAUUUACCUUCCGAUUCUCUCUCCUGCCCCCGGUGAGCAGUGCUCUGAAACGACUCGCGCGAAGCUAUUCGUCGCAGCUAUCGAAAUCGCAGAGUACAACCAUGCGCUGAACGCCGAGCCAGCAUGUCGUCACUGGCGCUGGGUGUUUCAGACCUACACCCAUUGGUAUGCCAUCGUCUUUCUGCUACUAGAGAUCAACCGCCGGUCGUGGUCGCCGCUGGUCGAAAGGGCCUGGGUGGCACUUCAUAGUCAGUGGUUGAUUCCGGCUCAAUCGCACAUGGACAAGGACCUGCGCAUUUGGGUUCCUCUGCGGAAGCUCAUGGCCAAGGCGCGGAAACAUCGCGACGUCGAGAUCGUGCGUCUCAGAGGUGAUUCUCAGGGUGCCGACCGGCUGGAAAUCGAAGAUGACGAGCUGCCCAUCCCUGCAAGCUCUGGGCCGUUUCCUGAUGGCUCAGAUGUUGUUCGUCUUUUCCGUGAACGUUGGCGCCAGCUGUUCACGGCUGUAAGGGAGCCUGUAGAUCGCAUGCAAAUCCGUGAUGGGUCGGCAGAAAACAAUAGAGCCCCAGAUAAGACGAACUCCGCAGCAUUGUCGAAAUCCAGCUCCGUUGCGUAUGGCAUUCCUAGCGGUUCGGAGUCGAUUCCGAACUUCGACUCGGGCUAUCUUGGCUCCAGUUCGCUUCAAGAUCCGCAUCCGACAAAGAACGAGUAUUCGUUCAUACCGUCGGUCAAUCCUGACCUGAAUCCAUUGAAUCACAGCACAAUUCUGUCAGACUCUGUCGGGAUUGACAAUCCCAAUAACACCUCCUUCGGUCCUGGCUUUGUUCCCUGGUCGUGGAACGACGCGAGCUCAUUUCUCGAUAACUUGACGAGCGCGAGCGACGAUGCUCUCGAUGUUAAUAUGGACCUAGAUGGCGAGAUGAACUGGCUAGAUUGGCUUGAAUCCACCAAAGGGGUGGAAUGA